AUGGCAGCUAUUCCUCCAACCUCGACAGCACUUGUCUUCAAAGCCUUCAAUAAGCCUUUGGUCCUCGAGACAUCAUCGCCACCGACUUCUGCUCCUGCCGGGUCCGCUCUUGUCAAGAUCUUGGCAUCUGUUAUCCGCCCUCAUUAUCGGGAACACUUUGCUGGAAGAGGCUUUCUUCAAGUCCCUCCAAUGUCCAUCCCAGGCCACGCGUGUAUUGGUCGCGUGCUAGCAAUUGGUCCGGAUGCUGUAUUACUUCGUCCCGGCCAGCUUGUAUUCGCUCACGGAUUUGUGGCAGCUCGCGAUGAUCCCGUAAAUACUGGAGUCCUUUUCGGCUUGCACAGGGCUAACGGUCAAGGAACGGAGCAAGCUGGCGUACUUUUUGACCACUGGAAAGGCUUCUGGCAAGAGGUCAACUCUGUACCACUGGAAACUUGCAUUGCUCUGGAUGAAAACAGGCUCAUAGCCGAACUACAUUACGGGUUCGAUGAUCUUAUGUACCUUGACCGUCUUUCCGUCGCCUAUGGAUCCAUCAGCUCUGCCAAGCUGAUUGCUGGUGAAAUCUUUGUUGUCGCUCCAGCCAGUGGUCAUUAUUCUGGUGCUGUUGCGGAGGUCGCUGCUCAAAUCGGAUGCCGAGUCAUUGCGUUGACUCGCAAUGCCGGCAAACUGAAGCCUUUGACUUCUCGUCACUCAAAUAUCACGGCGGUCGAGCUCACAGGAGACCAUGGAGUCGACGUCGCUGCUAUCCGUGGUUUUCUCCCAUCGACCAACGCUGGAGGUGCCGAUGCUUUUAUUGACGUUUCGCCUCCUCAGGCGACAGAAAAUAGCAAUCAUUUCGACAUCGGGCUUGAGGUGCUCCGUCCCGGAGCUCGGGCUUUGCUCACGGGAGCUCUCCAAACGGUGUCCAUACCUUACUUCAACAUCAUGUGUCGUCAUAUCACCAUCAUCGGGAAGUGGAUGUUCACCCCUGAAGAGAUGACUGUGGUUGCUCGUAUGGUGGAAGCUGGAGUCCUAAAGCUGGGAAAGGAAGCAGGGCACGAACACGUUGGUGGAGGUUUCAAGUUUGAAGAUUGGGAGCAAGCUUUGAUUAAGUCAGAGGAAGCUCUCGAAUGGGGCAAAGACGUUAUGUUUAUGUCAUGA
Cadophora gregata is the source of this 1137-nucleotide messenger RNA. RefSeq lists its product as uncharacterized. The transcript has a single exon. The record is from RefSeq and is a predicted model, not a curated record. NCBI's taxonomy places the organism in Eukaryota, Fungi, Ascomycota, Leotiomycetes, Helotiales, Ploettnerulaceae. Bases 1 to 1137 code for a protein of 378 amino acids.